Caenorhabditis elegans is the source of this 1402-nucleotide messenger RNA. It is a transcript of the gene cpf-1, whose product is annotated as Cleavage stimulation factor 50 kDa subunit. The record is from RefSeq and is marked reviewed. Gene Ontology annotation, biological process: mRNA 3'-end processing. The transcript has 6 exons. NCBI's taxonomy places the organism in Eukaryota, Metazoa, Nematoda, Chromadorea, Rhabditida, Rhabditidae. Bases 31 to 1323 code for a protein of 430 amino acids. Gene Ontology annotation, cellular component: nucleus; mRNA cleavage stimulating factor complex.
AAUAUUUAUUCAAGGAAACAUACUUUAAUAAUGAAGCCAGAUAUCAAAGAUCGUGAAUACAUGUAUCGGCUGAUUAUUGGGCAGCUUUUCUACGAUGGUCAUCAACAAAUUGCCGUCAACCUCGCAAAUACUUUGGGAUGUUCUGCUCCAGCUCCGCCGCCUUCAGAUAAAUUGUUCAGACUGGUCACAAUUGCAAAGCAAUUUGUAGAGGAUCCAGAUUACAAAGCCGAAGAAAAAUCCUCGCCGAUGCAAUUCGAACCCGUCUCUUCGGGCUUGGAUCUCGAAUACGACGCUGAUGUGCAGCCAGUUUCUUCCGAGCCAUCGGAGUAUGAGACCAUCUACUUGACGGUUCACAAAGCUCCUUGUAGAGCAGCAGCGUUCAAUUCGGAUGGUUCCUUAGUGGCAACAGGUUCAGCAGAUUGCUCGAUCAAAAUUAUGGAUGUUGAGAGAAUUCUUGCCCGCGAGAAAGAGCACAGAGAAAUGAACGAAAAUGGUCCAGAUGCGCACCAUCCGGUGAUAAGAACUCUGUAUGAUCAUGUUGAUGACGUUAAUACUGUGAUCUUCCAUCCAAGAGACUCAAUUCUUAUCUCCGGAUCGAAUGAUAAGACUGUGAAGUUAUUUGAUUUCUCAAAAACUGCUGUUAAAAAGGCGAUGAAAACGUUGUCGGAAGUAUACCCAGUGCGUGCACUCUCGUGUCACCCAGGUGGUGAAUUUCUUCUUGUUGCAACGGAUCAUCCUACUGUUCGUCUCUACAACAUUGAAACAGCUCAGGCAUAUGCUUCAGCGAAUCCAGAUGAUCAACAUACUGAAUCUGUAACAGAUGUUCAUUAUUCUGAAAAUGCACGGCUCUAUGUAACGGCUUCAAAGGAUGGGCACGUAAAGAUAUGGGAUGGUGUGUCAAACAGAUGUGUAGAGACAUUCAAAAGAGCUCACGAUGGUUCAUCAAUCUGCUCAGCCAAAUUUACAAAGAAUGGAAAAUACAUAUUAACAAGUGGAAUGGAUAGUAUUGUGAAACUAUGGGAACUGAGUACUAAUCGGUGUUUGAUUGUCUAUACGGGAGCAGGAGCUACUGGAGCACAGGAUUUUGCCACAAACGCUUCAUUUAACCACAAUGAAGAUUACGUGUUAUUCCCAGACGAGAAGAGUGGAAGCAUGUGCUCGUGGGAUGCUCGCAAUUCCGACAGAAAGCGACUUCUUGCUCUAGGACACACAUCAGCGUGCCGAACUUUCGUUCAUUCCCCAUCCAUGCCAGCAUUCAUGACAGGAAGUGACGAUCAUCGUGCUCGAUUCUGGUAUAGAAAACCGGCAACAAAUGAACAUUGAUCUCCAAAUAAUCUCUGGUUUAUUGAAAAUUCGUUUAUUUACAUUUUUGUUAAUAUUAUUGGAAAUAAAUUAUUUAAAU